Molecule: messenger RNA, 828 nt
Organism: Penicillium alfredii
Lineage: Eukaryota; Fungi; Ascomycota; Eurotiomycetes; Eurotiales; Aspergillaceae
Gene: bud32
Product: serine/threonine protein kinase BUD32
Exons: 1
Coding region: 1-828 (275 amino acids)
Biological process (GO): protein phosphorylation
Cellular component (GO): nucleus; cytosol; EKC/KEOPS complex
Molecular function (GO): protein serine/threonine kinase activity; ATP binding
Source: RefSeq, a predicted model, not a curated record
AUGGCCGAAUACAAACCACCAACUCUCCCUUCGCCCUUCACAAACACAACACCACCUCCGACCCUCCUCACACAAGGUGCCGAAGCCCAUGUCUACAAAACCGCCUCUCUCGACCCCGCCAUCCCCGCCGCACUGAAGAUCCGCCCCUCCAAACCGUACCGACACCCGAUCCUCGACCGACGACUGACGCGCCAACGCAUCAUCCAAGAAGCUCGAUGUCUCUUCAAGCUCAUUAAAGAAGGCGUCAGCGUGCCGGGUGUACUAGCACUGGACUGGGAGGGACACGGCGGCGCCGAGAGCGGAUGGGGCGGAGCUUGGCUGUUAAUGGAAUGGGUGGAGGGGGCGGUUGUGCGCGUGGUGCUGGAGCGAUGGGAGGCAUGGAUGAAGCAGAAUGAGGCAUCCUUAAACCCGGUGCAGCGUGAGCGCGAGGAGGCGAGUGCGCGGGCGCUCCUGAAGCGGAUGGGAGCGACAAUCGGUGCGCUGCACAAGGCCGGCGUUAUCCACGGUGACUUGACUACCAGCAACCUCAUGCUGCGGGGUUCGCCGCAGGAUAAUACCGCGACAACCACUACUGAGAACGGCGCAUCCAUGAAGGGCGACAUUGUCCUUAUUGAUUUCGGGCUCGCGUCGCAGAGCGUCCAGGACGAAGACCGCGCGGUGGAUUUGUAUGUGUUGGAGCGCGCCAUUGGCAGCACGCAUCCGCGCUCGGAACCAUUCUUCGAUGCGCUGGUCCAGGGAUACCGCGAGAGUCAUCGGGGCGCUCCGUCUACGCUGAAGAGACUCGAGGACGUGCGGAUGCGAGGUCGCAAGCGGAGCAUGAUUGGCUAA